UUUUCUUUUUAUAUCAAGAAAAACAUAUUAUUCUGAUCGCAGUGUCCUCCACUUGUUACUUAUUAAUUUCAACAACAAAUAUCCAAACAAAUUAUAGGGAAGUUCUGGACCCUUGAUCCUGGAAAGAUACUUACAAUGGCUGCGUCCUUGGUAUCUCUUUCCUACUCCAUUAAAACCGGAGCACAACCACUGUUCAACCGCCACGGCAGCCACCGUCUGCGUCCUUCGUGCCUUUUACCUCUCCCUCCCUCUAUCGGUAAACAUAUCACGAGCUGCACCCGGAGACAACGGUCUAUGAAAAAUCCAUCUGCGCUCGAAACCUCUGACGGCGCCGUUAACGUACAGGUAGACGAUGACGAAGACGAAGAAGAAACUUGUGAGCUGGUUAACAGAACAGAAGUGUCAAUUGACGGUGUAGAAGCUCACCUGUUAACGGCGGUAAAGAAUAACAACGGAACUGGAUUGCUUCUACUCUCUGAUGUCUUCGGCUUCCAAGAUUCCUCCACCAGCGACUUCGCUUAUCGCGUCGCUUGCAAUGGCUACAAUGUUCUUGUCCCGGACCUGUUCCGUGGAGAUUCAUGGUCGAAAAACCAACCAGAGUCUGAAUACGAGGAAUGGAGAAGAGGACAUGACAUGAACCGGAUCCUAAAAGACACAACGACCUUGACCGAAUGGAUGGUUGAUGAGUUUGCAGCGGCCGGGAUAUCCAAGAAGCUCGGAGUGAUAGGAUUCUGUUUUGGAGGUGGACGCGUGGUGGACGUUUUAGCCGCCGACAAGAACGGUUACUUCAGCACCGGAAUUUCUUUCUAUGGGACGAGAAUUAACUCUGCGGUGGCCGGAGACGUGAACGUCCCGGUCUUGUUCAUUGCCGGGGACAUAGACCCGCUUUGCCAAGUGAAGGGUUUGAAAGAAAUUGUGGAGAAGAUUGGUGAAGAGUCAAAGGUUCUGGUGUUUGAAGGAAGAAGCCACGGCUUUGUUCACCGGCCGGAGACACCGGAAGAUGAUAGAGACGCGGAGGAAGCCUUUUCGGUCAUGAGGAAUUGGUUACAUCAACAUUUGCUUCUUGGGAACUAAUGUUUUAUCUGCUUUAUGUACAUCCCAAUAAAAUGAACUCGGAUUCUUGUUGAUGUCUACUUAUCCGGAUCCGAUUAAAUAAAAACUUUAACUACUUAAAUAAAUAAAUUUACCAUAA
This is a messenger RNA of Brassica napus (rape), 1192 nucleotides long. Its product is annotated as carboxymethylenebutenolidase homolog. Gene Ontology annotation, molecular function: hydrolase activity. Bases 136 to 1074 code for a protein of 312 amino acids. The record is from RefSeq and is a predicted model, not a curated record. The transcript is spliced from 3 exons. NCBI's taxonomy places the organism in Eukaryota, Viridiplantae, Streptophyta, Magnoliopsida, Brassicales, Brassicaceae.